CCUUCUAGAUUGCUGGAACGUUUACAACGUACUUGGUCAUUCUGCUGCAGUUCGAUGUGGGAAACUUGGAUUUUCAUCGACAUAAAUAGCUCUAGGAAAGAGGGAUUGAUAGGGUAUGGGUUCCCUUAUUAAGCAUGUGGCUCCCAUUUUCAUCCCACGAAAAACAAAGGAUUGAAGCGCUGUUUGUUUUGUUUCUUAUUUUUGUAUUUUUUGUUAGAAGUGAGCACCCAUGAAAACAAAAAGAACGGAAUGAAUCGGUGCCGUAAUCGCUUGUUUUCGAAUAGGAUGAAAAUGUGAGCAUGAGAUUACUGAUGGCACACAUACCCUAUAAUGGAAAUAUGAAUGAAUAACGUAAGGGCUUCAUACAGUUACUAAUGUAAUAACAAUCAUAUAUUGCUGUGGUAUAAGUUAAUACAUAUAGAAAUUAUGAAAUCUUUGAAGAUUUUAUAAUGUCCGAGGUUAUACAAACUUUCCUGAAGUUCAUAACUCGACAUCUGCAGGUCUAACAGUUGUUGUUUAUGUUGCCUAAUCAAUCAUCUUGUGAAUAUUUGACGUUGCUACGGUUUGAUACACUUACCCGAAUUUUCAUGGAAGUGAGUACUCAACAUCUUCAGGAAAUAAUUGAUUGUUACUUGUAAGAAGCUAUGUUCUCCAAAUCUGUUAGAUCUUAACUUAAAAUAACGUUAGAAGCAAAUAUCAACUAGUAAAUUAUGAUUUAUUCAUGAACUUCCAAUAUAUUCCAAUGCGUUAUUGUCACUCCCAACUCAGAUUAUAGAGUAGCAGCAACAGCAGCUAUGCUCAGAUAUCUCCGUUCCAGUCUUCAUCGCAAGGCAACUAACAUCAUGUAGUGCUUUACUUAACAGAUAAUAAUUAGCUCCCGACCAACAGCGACAUAUGGGACGAACAAUUCCCACGGUAUGAUAAAAUCCCCACCCUAUUAUUGUUAUCGAAUGACGAAGAUGAUAAGGGGCACCUUCUGGCUGGUCGAGAGUAUUAUUUAUUACAUCAACAACACGUCACCGACAGCGAACGAUAUGGUACGCAGGAAUAUAGUUGACUUGUGUUCUAGCAUCGGAUAAAGAGUAUCAUACGGGCGAAAUGACCCCAAGGUCACAGAUUCAGCAAUGAUGUUGAAUAUAAAACCUGUAAUUUCCAGUUUUAAGCUUGAGACUGUGAAACUUUCAAGGCUACGUUGAUUUCUAAAAAAUGUUGAAUCGUAAAAUUUUUGGUAUUUGCAAUCAAUUUUAAUGCUUAAAAAAUGUCCGGAUAAUCGAAUCACCCGAAUUUUCGCGCCACUUCUUUUAAGUUUUCUUUCAGUUUUUUUGGUGUCAUUGAUGCAACUGCUAUGAAACUGUGUGUGGAGAGAAGCAGAUUUGAGGUGGUUCUUGUAUACUCCUGUUGUGUACUGGAACUCUUGUCUCCAGGAACUCAAUCUGUGGAUUUCUGUGGAUCAAGGAUUGUCAUCCGGAAAUAUGAAUUCCGUCUGGAUAUUACUUCAACAAUUCCAACUGACUAUUACUUCAAGAAUUCCUUCUGAAGAUUACUUCUGAUGAUUUCUCCACCAUCUCUUUCUAGAGAUUCUUGCAGAAACUUCAUCGCUGAGUUUCUCCAGAAACACCAUCCAAAGGUUUCUUCAGGAAUGCUUUCUGGGGAUUCCUCCAUAAAUUUGAAUGUCGGAAUUCUUUCCUGGGUGUUCCUCCAAAAAUUCCUUCCGAAGUUUUGAAAGAAACUCCUGAAUGUUUCAAUAAGGAAUUCCUUGAGUAUUCUUAGAAGGAUAAAAAAAAUCCCCCCGGAGGAAUUUCAGAAAUAGCUUUUGGAUGAUUUCCACAAAAAGAACUUCUAAAAAGAACAUUUAGAAGGUUUCCAAAAAGAACUUCUGAAGGAUUUUCAGAAGAAACCUUUGGAGGAUUCCUAGAAGAAGCUCCAGCAGGAGGACUCUCAGGAAACUUGUUUUCAGAAAUACCGUUAGGGUUUCUUUCUGGAACUUCUUUAGAAAUGCCUCUUGGAAUGCUUCUUAGGGUUUCUCAAAGGAUUCAUCCCAUGUUUUAUCUGAUCUGGUGUCUUGAUAUCCUGUUUUGAACUCCUUUCGGAGAUUUUUUCGGAUUCCUACUGGCAUUUUCCCAUAAUUCAAACAAAUCUUUUCGGGAUUAUUCCUUGAGAAUCUUCCGGGAUUCCUGAAUUCCUACCGUUUUCUUCUGUAGAGAUCUUUCCAAAAUUUCUUCCGAAAUCUUUUUUCGGCAUUGCUCCCAGAGUCCCUCAUGAGAAUUUCCUCGAGUUCCUUCUGCGUUACGUCCAAAAAAAAUGUCGCGGAUUUUUUUUUCGUGAGUUAUUCCGAGAGCUCCACAGGAGUUAAAGUUUGAGAAUUUGUCCUAAAAUUUUACUAUAGCGAUUUCUUUCGAAGAUUUUCAAUGAUUACCUAUGGUGUUUCUCAUGGGACGUUUCCAUAAAAUCUUUCCGGAAUUUCUCCCAGAGUUGCUUCUGGAGUUAUUCAUGUGGUUUCUACUGGAUCUCAUGCGAGGAUUUCUCUUGAUUUUUUUGCAGGUCUUCCUCCCGGGAUGCUCGUUUUAGGAUUUCUUUAAAAGUUGCUCCUGAAAUUCUUGCACGGAUCGCAAAUCGCUACCAUAUAAACUUUAAAAUAGGUUCCUGGGCACCGAAAUUCAUGAAAAUUUUGAUUUCGGCUCAGUUUGGCAUGCAGAAUAUGGAAUUAUCUCAGCAUAGCUAAAGAUCCAAUUCUCAAAAAUCCCGAAAGAAAACCAAAAAAAAAAGAUUUUUUUAUGAAGGCUAACAAGUUAGACACCACAGAAUAACAACGUGAGAGAACUGAAUAAAGCCAAAAGAAAAAAAAAAACUCCGACUAACCUCCAGGUAAUAAGGUAAUAAAUGCAAGAAAAAACUCUUGAGAAAAGUUUUUUUCCGAGAAAUUUUUAAAGAAUUUAAAGAAGCAAAUGUGAUAGAAUUCCAAAAAAGAAUCACGGAUGGAAUUGAUGAAAAAAUCACGGAAACAAUUGCAAAAAAAUCCUCAAAUCAAACGAAUUUUGGAUAGAUUUUCAAACAAAUCUAAAAUUAACAUUUGAAAAGGGCGAAACAAUCAUUGCGAAUUACUGCUUCUCCCGUUCCUGCUGAGCGUAUUUUCCAUUAUUCAUUGAUUCUCUAAUUAGUAACAGGUAGAGCAGGCUCCCCUCUAUCUGAUAACAUAGCAGGAUAAGUUUGCAUAAAUAAAUUUAAAUAUUUAAAUUUAAAAAUGCUUAGAAGGGACCGAAGCAACCGAGGCGUGCAAUAAUUGUUCCGCUUCCGGUUGUUGGUCAAAAAAUGUCUUAACAAAUCUCUGAAAGAACUUCUAAUUUUUAAAAGAUCUCUUUAGAAGUACUUUUCGGAAGAAAACAAUCGGUUAUGUCAGUUUUGUUUUAAAAUUGUUGAUAUGCUAUCGUAAGUUCCAGUUUUCCAUUGGAUUUCAAUUGAAUUCUCAACAUUACACAGAGGACAAGCAACUUAAGUUCAGUUUCAAAACUGUGUUAGCAAUUUAACUUGUUGAAACAUCAAGAAAUCCCAUUUCAAUUUUGCAUACAAACUUUAGAGGCACAAAUCGACGAACGAUGCACCAAAUCGAGCUGGAUUUGUUCAUCCUGGCUUUUAUCACUUGCAAAAUGAGGCAGAUUAUUCAAGUCAUCCCCAUUAGCUCACGAAAUCUCAAGAUCAGUGCUCUUGAAAAUGUGAGAAGGGGUUCGAGUCAGCCAUUGUAGCAACCACAUAGGACAUAUGAUCUGUGGAAUUAUAGAUUGAACUUACUGAAUGUAUUUUCCAAAUUUAUAGAGUAGCUGGAUAUCAUUCUUCCUAAAAGAAAUUUUCGGUGGAAUUGUCAAAACAAUUUCUUGUAAUCUACCCAAAAAAAACUGUUGGAAAAAAUUAGAAAUACUCCUGAACCAGUCUCAUUUUUUAUUUUCGAAGGAGUGUAGCAAAAAUAAAAACCAUAGAUCUUGCGCAUUAUCCCAUAUUUUUUUAUUAUUUUUAGGAUAUUUGUGUACCGUUUUUAAAAAGUCUAUAAAUUUAAUCAAAAGUUGGGCAAAUUUUUAAUUAAUAUAUUUUCAAAACUCCUGGCUAAAAAAAUAUUCAGGGAAUAUCAUUUUGUUUUGUUGGUAGAUACCCUGCCCAGAAUAAACUCUUGGAAGAUCCACAGAAAAAAAAAUCCAAAGACAAUUUGGCAGGGAACACACCAGAAGAACGUAGAGGUGUUUAAGUACGAACUCCUCCCAGAUACAAUCCCAGACGAAACUUCAGCAAGAAUCCGAGCAGGAAAUACUGGAGGAAUCCGUGGAAGAAGCCCAGAAGAAUUUCAUGGAUGAAUACAAGAAGGAAUUCCGAAAAAAUCUAAAUAGAACUACUAAUGAUCCAUGAUCGAUUUAAUCGAGUAACCGUCAAACGAUACAAGCAAGACAUCAGAUCAUUUGAUCCCCACGAGAAAGUGAACAUGAUUGUGGUUGCCAAUAUCGCUUGUAAAAUGCUGGCUAUCUAUCAUUUACGUCUAUAACUAUCUAGUGGAUAUGGCUUUAUUUUCCUCAUCUAACUUGACCAUGCGAAUAGGAGGGUAUAGCAGUGAGGGCAAGUGAGAUGAUUUCGUUUGACUUGAAUAAAAAGCUCAACAUGUUCAUGUUUCUUUAAAGUCAAGUGAUUUGCUCAAGUGAGAUGAUAAUGGUGUUUUACACGUUCAAUUCACAUUCAAUUGGACAUUUUCCAUAGACUUGAAUCAAGCAUGUAAACAAAUAUAAUAAAUUAAAAAUCUUUGAUGUAAACCAGGUGUUGGGGGUAGUCAUCUCCAGUUCGGCGAAACUCAUAUCGAAAUAAGCAGCGUUUACUUUACGACAGAUUCAAUGCUGCAAAUAUAUUUCUAUUUGAAUGCAAAAUAUACUUAUAAUAUAGAAUAAGGGUCUUACAUGGUAGUUUCAGAGCCUAUACUGCUGGAAAUACAUCCGCUCCUACCGAUAUCAAAUUUUACACUGCCCAAAUCCUAUCACAAUACACAUAUAAUUAUUGUGCGAAAUGCUACUUCUGAAUGUGUUGCCAGUUUCACCAAAUUGACUUCAAGCGCGCCCCAACACCAGGCAAUAGCGUUAGUCCUCUGAAGCUUUUCAAUGUGUUCUGUGAGGAAGGUGCGCUAAUCCCAAGCCCCAUCUAUUGGUUCUCUGUGCAAUUCCGCUAGCUCUGGUCAAUCACGGAGUAGCAACUACGAAGUGUACGGUCACCAAUGCUCAUGCUUAUGCUCAUGCUGCUCAUGAAGCUUUUCAAUGUGUUCUGAUUUUGGUUUGUAUCUAACUGUCCUGCUUCUUAUUCUUUUCGUCAAUAGCAAUUGAGGUCUAACAAGCAUAAACUGCACCCAAUAUGUUGCAGCUCGAUUGCUCGAGGGUUAAUAGUUAAUCUUUGUCCUUGUUGUCGUGGCCGACAUUUGGUGCUCUUGGUUAUAUCAAAGUUAUCAAUAUGCUUCUUAUAUUGCAAUCUAUUUUUUGCUCGUUCUAUCGUGUGAAACCUUGUCAGCCUUCAACGAUAUCACCAGCAUGCAAUAGUCAGUGUGUUUGUGUUUUGAAGUUUUUUUUUGCAAAUUAUGCAACACUUUCUUCCAAAUUUUCGACUCCAAAUGAUGCACGUCACGCGCAAGAAUGUCAGAAACAUACAAGCCUUAUUUUAAAUUUAAUACUCUAAUUGUAUAAACCCUAGACCUAGUUUUGACAAAGCUGUAAAAUAGUAUUCAAGCCAAAUUUACUCACUCAGUUCAGCAAGACUUUUCCAUUUUUUUUCCGUGAUCUCUAAAGUCGGACGCUGAAAAAUAACGAUUUUCCAGAUUCGCUCUCAGAUUUAAAAAAAAACAUAAGAUAAGCUAAAAAGUUUUUGAAUGUUUCAACUAUCACCAUCUUAAGGACAGACUUGUUAGAAUCCCAAAAUGGCCGCCAUAAUGGCCGACUUUGACACCUACUCACAAUUUCGAGGGCACAAAUCUCUUCGUAAACAAAGCCAGCGCACCUGAGCUUCUUAUUUUAAGCUUAUUGCAAGUGAGCAAGAACAGAAUAAUAAAAUGCACUGUUGUUUGACACUUGCUACGUGAGAUUUGUGCGUUUGAAGUUCUGAUGCUCUGUUGAAGCGGGAUUUUAUGACGUUUGUCCUUAAGAGAUUUCUAAAAUUUUAGAAAAUCUAAUCAUGAUUUUAAGGAGUCAAAGCUGAUGCAGCAACCACUACCUUCAUUGCAUAUUAGUUACUUCAUAGAACGGAAGUUCGGACAAUCAGUAUUUGCUUAUUAAAAUGCAUCACAGCAAUGCAUAAAUAUGUAUGGAUUCACAGCCCCAACUGAAACAAGGUCACUCAUGCGGAUAAUGCACAUUAGGUUGAAUGGAAAAAAAUGCAUCUACCAUGAAAAAAAUAUUCCAUUAUUGGACCGGUACAGGCGAUCUGACAUUUCACCCUGCUAUAGUCAACGCUCAAAAAGUGCGGAUAAUAAUUGACCAAGUAAGUCAUUUAAAAUUUUAAGUUUUACCGUAUUGAUGAUUUUUAAUCAUCAAACCAGGCUUUGUGAUCUAAUGAAAAUCGCUUCAGUAACAAACGACCGACAGACAUGGGAAGCACUCACUCAAUGAUUAUUGUAUUGUUGUCACUCGCUUCCACAAAAAUUUUGAAGAGAAUUUGCUCUUCUACAGUUUUAAAUUGAAGCGGUUGAGUGUCAUUCGUUGAUUGAGAGUGCAAACUCUCUGCUAUCCAUGCACUGAUGCAAGUAGAUUCUUCUGACGCUCUCUUUGCUAAUGUUCGCAACUCCGCUUCAGUAGCAGCAUUGACAAACACCUUCGGGUCGCUUUCGUUAUCACUUAAUAAGGUAUUAGUUGAUCAUGAUGAUGAUUUGGCUGAGUUUUUCACGCUUGUCUACCGCAAGAUUUUCUUUUGCAAGAGAAGAUGCUGGAAGACAUUACCCAUCAAUACUGAGUUCCAUAUUUUGAGCAUUGUCUAUUGGUACUAAAACAUGUAAUUUAAAAUCUUAGUAUCGAAUUACCAUAGUACCCACAUAAAACAGUCAGUUGGAAGCAUAACUUUACUGACAUAAUAUGGUCAUUUACAUAUUGACCGAUUGAAGUGUGUUUGUGUGCAUGUGCUCGGUAUGCAUGAAUAAAACUUGCCGCAUAGGUAUUAACGCAUGAUACGACUUCAUUAGUGUAGGGAUAUUGCUUUUAAUUAUUAUUGAUGCGUUGGUGUCAUUAUGGUCCCACGCAUUCGUGUGGUUGACAAAAUAUCGAUCGAUUUGGUUUAUGGAGUGAAUAUGUUCGUUUCGCUUCAAGCACAGUGAAAGAUGACAUUAUUUUUUGGGAUUUUGAGUUCCUAGCUUCAAAAACAGAUCGAACAAACUAAAUAUAUGAAAACUCCAUCUGGUCUGCAUUAUUUUACACCCACUUCAUUAUAGAAGCUACCGCCCAUGGCGCAUUAAAAGCAAUCAGGUGAUUCAUGGAAUCACAAUUGCAAAGUUAUAUCUAAUUACGUUUCCUGUGAAGUGUUUUUCAAAUUGUGUAUUCCUGGUACCAGUCGUGAUGCUACACAAAUGCAGCGUUAAUAGAGUGGAAGUUUUCCAAUUCGAAAUGGUUGGUUUACAUCCAGAAAUAGAUUCUGGAAACCAUUGAUUGAAUAUUAACAAUCAAUCAGUCAACGCCCAGCUGAAUUAUCCGUCAGCUCACAGAGUGAAGUCCCAAAACUUCUCAACCAUUCAUAACCAUGCCUUGGUACCAGGCGUGCAACUUUUUCGAUUCUAUCCGUCCAGUGUACCUCAUCACAAAAAUUUUCCUAUUGCACUUUUCAACGUUGGAUUUUAAACAGCAGACGAUCCACAGAACGCUUCUAGACCAACUCUGUUUCAGCGUAGCCGUAGUGGUGGACAUCUAUCUAAUCUACCGAAGCAUAACGGUCAACACUCCCUAUCUCUAUCUGACCGAUUCCGUUCUACUCAACGUGGGAACUUACUUGACUUUGGUGUUUCUCUCAUUCAUGACCUCUUCCAUAUCAUCCUGGAACUGCUACCGAGCGGUUGAAAUUCUCGGAAUAUACACCAAUAUCGACGAAUGCGACCAGAUCCUCAGAUCGCUGGGGAGCUUCAUCGAUUACCGAAAGCAGCUUGUUUUCAGCACCUUGUACCUCUUCGGUUGGCUUUGCGUCCCGGUAAUCGUUACGAUGAACGCUGUAUUAGCGCGGCUUAAAUCCGCAUGGACCAGUGUGACUUCGGGUGGACCGGACUUGUUAACUGCUGCGGCCAUUUUAAGGACAUCUAUCUGCUUCAGUAUGUUCGUUUGCUAUUCGACGUUGACACUGCUGCUGCUCAACGCACGUCUCGGUUGUGUGCAGAAAGCUAUGGUGAUGUACUUGAAGGAAGCUAGGAUUUCCCAACCGACAGUCGAUUGUGACGUGAUUCGUCGAAUUGCACAAGCUCACGAUCAACUGUGCAACGCCAUACAGUUGUUUAACGGUUGCUAUUCCAUUCACAUAAUGCACACCGUGACAAUGUCGGUAUUUUUCACGAUUUUCGUCGUAUUCGGAUUGAUCCAUGCAUAUGCCACCGAUGCAGGUGAAACCAUGAUGCAAGUGGCCAAGACCAACAUCGUGUACGAUGAGUUCUACAUUUUGAUGUUCGUUCUGAUGGUGGUGUUCACCAGCUUGGUCGGUAGAAAUUGCAGUCGCGUUAAGAUGAUGAUAAACAAGGUUGUUUGCUAUCGUUCUUAUGAUAAGGAGGUUUUCAGAGAAUUGCGUUGUUUUUCGCAGCAGUUGGAAAACCAUGCACCAAAGAUCAACUGUGGUAUGCUAGAUUUUGACUGGACGCUGUUCUACUCGGCUGCUGGUACGUUCACAACAUACUUGGUGAUUUUGCUGCAGUUCGAUGUAGGGAAUUUGGGAAUCCGUCAUCAAAACCAAACGUGAAGUUGUAUUUGAAAAUUUUCUUGAGUAGAGCUGCUGACUGAAAAGGGUGAUAUUUCAAGUUACAAACGAUAUUAUUGAUCAAGUGCGUUCCAGAAAACUUAUUCCAAAUUCACUGAGACGAGACAUAAGGUAAUAAGGAUCACCAGAAUAAAGCAACUUAUCACAUUGACGGUAGAAUUUUCAAACUGCAACAGAGGGAAACAGAUAGUAACCAUUUUUUUUUUUUUCAAUAAUGAAGAAAAACCAUGUCUUAAGUUUUGAUUCAGACUCUGGAUGUAAAAAGUUUUCAAGUCCGCGUUUGUAUUACGUCACAUGCAGUGCCACUCGAGAAAAAUUGAAAGAAAAGCCUAAUUAAGAAUGGAAAAGUACGUGCUGAACACUCUGCUUGUUGAACAAGCUUAGAUCUACUAGUACAUUUGGACGUGUCUGCUGUACUGUUUAUUUGGGAUCUUCAUAAAUCUCAACAUGGGAUGGUAACAUCGAGGGAUGCAAUAUACGACUUUGGCAGAAUAGAUUGGUGAGCUCGUUUCAUUAUUUUUUCAUCUUUUUUAUGACUUCCUGGCCUUAUAUACACUCCAUUGAUGGUGUUAACCGCUAUGAAAAUUCAAGUUUCCUAAAUCGAACUGAAGUAAGAUGAUCAAAUAGGUUGUAAAUGUUCCAGCAGCCUGCAAAUAAAAUAGUACUUUCAGUCAUCCCAUCUUCCUUGUAUUACUACGGAAGAUCGUACCGAGUAGAACAGCGUCCAAUCAAAAUCGAAGAAACCGCAGCUGAUCUUCGGUGCAUGUUGUUCCAGCUGUUGUGAAAAGCGUCCGAGUUCUCCGAAGAUCUGCUUAUCGU
Messenger RNA from Aedes albopictus (Asian tiger mosquito), 9765 nucleotides. RefSeq names its product putative gustatory receptor 28b. Gene Ontology annotation, cellular component: neuronal cell body; membrane; dendrite. NCBI's taxonomy places the organism in Eukaryota, Metazoa, Arthropoda, Insecta, Diptera, Culicidae. Gene Ontology annotation, biological process: chemosensory behavior; sensory perception of taste; male courtship behavior. The transcript is spliced from 4 exons. The record is from RefSeq and is a predicted model, not a curated record. The coding region runs from base 7735 to 8928 and encodes 397 amino acids.